AUCCCUCCCAGGGGGCCACCACCACCGCCGUCGCCCUCCCGUGCGGCGGUGACGCGCGGGAGAAGGCGGCGCCUUUGGGUCGGGGCGAGGGGGUGGCGCUGUCGGCGUCUGUGGCUGAAGAGGCGACGACGCUUUGGGGGUUGGUGCAGCGUGGUGGAGACGUCGACCUUCCUCCUCCUCCUGCCCCCGCCCCUGCUGCCGCUGCUGCUGCUGAACCCCGCGGUGCCCGCUAGCUAAGGCCGUGCGGGGUGAAGUGGUGGAGCAUAGAAGUAGCGGACAACGCGAGAGGAACGCGGAUUUCUCCACCCCCCUCCCCAUCACCACCACCACGGGCCUACAGCAUCGGGGACCGCCGUGUACCAAGUGGGGGGUUUGGUGGUGGUGGGACAGCAGGAGUUGACCGGUUGGCAGGACAGAGGUCAGCAUGGCCGGGGCGAAGAACUACGAGGACAAGGAUGGGGGGGACGCGUGUGGCACUGUCUGCCUCAAGUAUCUGCUCUUCAUAUUCAACUUCAUCUUCUGGCUGGCAGGCUGCGGGGUGAUGGCGGUAGGCAUCUGGACGCUGGUGGAGAAGGCCGACUACAUCAGCCUGCUGGCCUCCAGCACCUUCGCUGCCACCGCUUACAUCCUGGUGAUCGCCGGGGCUGUCGUCAUGGUAACGGGCGCGCUGGGAUGCUGCGCCGUCGUCAAGGAGCGUAAGACCUUCCUCCAAGCUUACUUCAUACUGCUGCUGCUCAUCUUUCUGCUGGAGAUCAUUGCCGGAGUCCUCGCUUACAUCUACCACCAGCAGCUGAGCUUGGAGCUUCACCAGCACCUGAACAGCACCAUGGUGGAGAACUACCAGCAGGACCAGCAGGAGCGCGUCACGUCCGCCGUGGACAAGCUGCAGCAGGAGUUCAAGUGCUGUGGCAGCAAGAACUACCAGGACUGGGCGAGCAGCCGCUACAUUCGCUCGGCGGCGAGCAACGACCGCCUCGUGCCGGACUCGUGCUGCAAGACGCGCACGCCCAGCUGCGGCAAGCGCACGCACCCGUCCAACAUCUACAACGUGGAGGGCGGCUGCAUCACCAAGCUGGAGAAGUUCCUGUCUGACCACCUGCUCAUCAUCGGCGCUGUGGGCAUUGGUGUUGCCUGCCUGCAGGUGCUGGGGAUGAUAUUCACUUGCUGUCUGUACCGCAAGCUCAAGUCGGACCCGUACUAAUCAGCGGUUCGUGCAUCAGCCCCAACCGCUCCCACCUCCGCAUCGCCUGCCGUUUCGUCGCGUAAAACCACACCACUCUCUUGCCGACCGCCUUAUUCCACUUCGCUCUCGCCCGGUGCCGAUGCCCAGUCAGUCCCCUGCCGUGGCCAAAACCCAGACACGAGCACCUGAGGUUGCAGCCUCUUCGCUUUGUAAUCUUUAUUCCCUGACGUUCAGUCUCAUGGGCCCCAGGUAGCAUGGGAGGCGACGGUUCGAUCCUCGUUACAGCUGCCCGCUAAUUUAUUUGGCGAAUGUAUUACUGAGCCUCUGAGGCUUGAUUGGAAACAGCCCCGUAAUGUUAUUUGCAAGACCAGGCAAUUUUGUGUAAUGCCUCAAAUGUAACACUACAUAUGUAAUCAAUCGUACAAUGAUAUAUAGUCAUAUAUAAUCGGUGAUAAUGUAGUAAAUGAGUUGUAGAGAAAUCAUGGCCGUUGAUAAUAAUGAUUAAUGCAAUUAAUAGUGAGUCUCACUCGACCUCCCCCCUGAUUAAUUUGAUGAUCUUAAAUACAAUUCGAUGAUUACUCUGACUUUGAAAUCAUGGGAACGGCUCUGGCCACGACACCACGGUGACAGUGGUCGUCACAGCAGCCGUAACAGCGACGGUGUCAGCACGGACGAUGGCCGCGAUGAUGACGACGAUAAUGACGAUGACGGUGGUCAUCUCCCGCAGGGGUUGACACCGACUGCACGAAUGAUCGGCCUUGCGAGCACGUGCUUAGUCUGAUCUCAUCCAGCCGUAUCUUCCGCACGUUGGUUAACGAUGCGUGAAUGUUGCUGUCGGCUGUGUUCCUCCAAACGGUACAAAUCUCGCCGUGAGAGCGCUCUCCCAUCCCAAGCUGCGCAAUCUGCUUCGCUCGAAAGUUUGUGCCUGGUGUGUGAGCUCGCUCAUCUCCACGCUACGUGCACGCUCAUACCGGUGUGCCACCUUUUUGUGCCGUACGUAAUUCCCUGUGCCGAUUGUCGCCUGCUCACCGCAGGCUGCGUGCUUGUUUAUUAUUUGUCUCCACUGCGUGCCGCUUAUGUCUCCGCUGCGGUUUAAUUGCGACGGCGAUAAUAGGAAGGAAGCUGAAAGUUAAUAGCAACACGAGAAACACUACGCGUUCCAUCACCUGCUUCGAACAAUUGGUCCCUUCUCCAGAAUCCGCAAUUUUAAAAGCACUCGCGUGAUAGACAGCAGGAGCGUCGCCUGCACGCGUCGCAACGAGUCGAGGUGCCGUGCCCGGUUAACGUUUCGUUCGCGUCUACGGGUUUUUAAAAGCCUGCGCGCCGAUUGCGUCCUGUUCCGGCCCUCGUCCGUAAAUUACCGUGCUUGCCGCUCCUUUGCCAGCGACUUUUAGGUGAAAUUAGACCGUGGCGAGACCCCGUGACCUGCCUGCGUGCCGAGGGCAAUUCUGGCUUGGCGACGUGUCUGUGCUCGAGGGCUUUUCCCUUCUCUCUCGCACUGCGCUGGCGUUUCACGUCCGACGCCUUGGGAUCAUCGUGGCCUUGGAGGAGGAUUUUUUUGUAACGUUGCCUUACUAUGAUAUGCUUUGUUGUUUUGCUUUACUUGUUUAAAUGUGGUGUUUUUAUUGUUGUUAGUAUUCUCGGAAGAGAUGCGAGUUUAAGACGCCCAUGCCAGUUUGCCUGAUCUCAUUGAUUUAAGUGCCUUUCUCUGCGUUGUGUAACUUGCCUGACGGGUAGCUGGAAUGACGCCUUGGCAAUCGCUCCAUAGCACCGUGCGUGCGUGUGUGCGUUUGUCUUUGUAGCAUCUGUGGGGAGCUGUAGUGCAACGGUUAGCGCGCUGCGCUACGAACCCAGCGACCAGAGGUUCGAUCCCCGCUGACGGACAACACCAGUGACGAUAAU
Messenger RNA from Petromyzon marinus (sea lamprey), 3085 nucleotides. RefSeq names its product CD151 antigen. The record is from RefSeq and is a predicted model, not a curated record. Gene Ontology annotation, biological process: cell migration. Gene Ontology annotation, cellular component: plasma membrane. Lineage: Eukaryota; Metazoa; Chordata; Hyperoartia; Petromyzontiformes; Petromyzontidae.